AGAGAGAGAGAUUCUUUAAUUUUUAAUUACUUAAAAUCAUUAAAAUUCAUAUAAAAAUAAGAAAAACAAAUUUAAAGGGUAUAAUUGUCAUUUUAAGUGGAUAGGGGUCAAAAUCACUAAAAGAUCCAAUUUUGGACCAGUGAUGCAUCAACAUUUCGUUUUUGACCAAUAACAUAUAAUUUUGAUAACCACAGGGACCAUUUUUGCAAUUUUGUCCAUAAAAGCAAACCAUAACAAUGAUCCGGAUGAAAAAAAAAAACAUAAUUUACCCUAAACCACAGGGACAAUUAAUGUAAUUUUACUCUUUUAAAAACACCGUAGAAUUUCCUGAAACUUCCAACCAUUAUACAUUCAGCGUUAUAUCCAAGUUUCUCAUAAAGUUUAGCUGUAAAAAGAUCUGAGUAGGAUCCUUCAAUUAUACCUUCAAUGGCCUCUUCUUCAACAGCAUCUAUUCACAAAAGCUUUAAAUACGAUGUAUUUUUGAGUUUUAGAGGCGAAGACACCCGCACCAACUUCGUUGAUCAUCUUUAUAAUGCUCUACAGCAACAAAGCAUUUAUACUUACAAGGAUGGCGAGGCAAUUAAAAAAGGGAAUUUAAUUAGUGCUGAGUUGAUCGGAUCCAUUGAAGGCUCACGAUUCUAUAUCAUUGUUUUCUCCAGAAACUACGCAUCUUCAUCUUGGUGCUUGGAUGAGCUUGUGAAGAUAAUGGAGUGUCACAAGAUGACUGAUCAUACCGCUUAUCCCGUCUUCUAUGAUGUGGAACCGACGGAAGUCCGCAAUCAAAUCGGGACAGUUGGAGAAGCUUUUGUUAAACAUGAAAACGAUGAGGCUGCUGGGAAAUGGAAAGAGGCACUAAAAGAAGCAGCAAAUCUAGCUGGAUGGGAGUUGAAGAACACUGCAAAUGGGCAUGAAGCCAAAUUCAUCCAAAAAAUUGUUGAAGAGAUUUCACUACAGCUACGUUCCAGCGAUUUCGACAUUGAUGAAAAGCUAGUAGGCAUGGAGACCCGAGUAAAGGAUGUUCUAUCAUUAAUGGAAACUGGUGUUGAUGAUGUCCGCAUGAUUGGGAUCAAGGGGAUGGGAGGUGGUGGGAAGACAACUUUGGCCAGAGCUGUUUUUGAUCAAAUAUCCUAUCUGUUCGAAGGUAAAAGCUUCAUUGAGAAUGUUAGGGAAGUUUCAAGUACUUCUUUGUCUGGAUUGAAAUCAUUGCAAAAUCAAGUCCUUAAAGAUGUCUCAUUCGCGCAAGGUAUCAACAUAAGUAAUGUUCAUGAUGGGAAAAGAAUGAUAAAGAGGAUGAUGCGUGGUAUAAAGGUUCUUGUUGUUCUAGAUGAUGUGGAUCAUAUAGACCAGCUUGCGGCGUUAGCCGGUAUGCCUAAUUGGUUUAGUCCAAGAAGUAGAAUUAUCAUCACUACAAGAGACGAGCAGGUGCUUGUAGCACACAGGGUGAAGUUGAUUGUUGAUGUCAAUUUGCUAUCUUACAAUGAAGCAAUUUGCCUCUUCAGUAGGUAUGCAUUUGGGACAGAGAUUCCAAUUCAAGGGUAUGGAGAGCUAUCUGGAAAAGUUGUACGCUAUGCUAAUGGUCUUCCCUUAACAAUAACAGUUUUGGGUUCGUUUCUUUGUGGUAAAAAUGUAAGUGAGUGGAUAGAUGCUCUAAAAAGACUAGAAACGAUUCCGUUAAAUGAAACUCUUCAAAAAUUGGAAUUAAGCUACGUCACUCUAGAGGAAGAUUACAAGGAAAUAUUCCUAAAUGUUGCAUGCAUACUGAAAGGGUGGUCGAAAGAGUUGGCAAUCGAAGCACUUGAAAGUUGUGGAUUUCAUGCUACAAAUGGUUUAAAAAUUCUUGAGCAAAAAUCACUUAUAACUAUUAGUAAACCUUAUGAGUUUGUGGGCAUGCAUGACCAUAUUGAAGAAAUGGGCAGGAAUAUUGUUCGUCGUUUGCACCCAAAUAGCCGACUGUGGAUUAAAGAGGAAAUUAAAGAUAUAUUGGCUAAUGACUUGGGUACUAACGCAACAAGAUAUAUACGAUUCGACAUAGGGAAUGUCAAUUUGGAAAUUGUUAUGAAAGGUCUUAGAAAGAUGAAGGAACUUAGAUUUCUGCAUGUGGCUCCACCGCAUAUACAAGAAGAUUUUGUUGAGAGACAUAGGAAUCAUGAUAAUGUCAACCAACACUUACCAAAUGCUUUACAAUAUCUACCAAAUGCUUUACAAUAUCUGCAUUGGUACAAGUACCCUUUGUCGUCUUUCCCCAACACAUUUCUAGGAAAUAAUCUUGUUGCACUUAAGAUGGUUAAGAGCAAAAUCGUGCAACUUUGGGAAGGGGGAGAAAGAAAGGUUCUUAACAAGCUCAAAAUUCUUGACCUUAGUCGUUCAAAUUUGAUGACCCUUGAUCUUCGCUCAGCUGUGAACCUGGAGCUGUUACGUCUUGAUGGCUGCAAUUCUUUGGUAGAAUUUCACUUGCCCGGUAGAUGUCUGAAUCUCAAAUCCCUGACACUCACUUAUUCAAAGUUGAGGACCCUGGACAUUGGACAGACUCCAAAUCUGAAGCAUUUAGAUCUUAAAGGCUGUUAUUAUUUAGUAGAAUUUCGCUUACCAAAUCCAUGUCUAGAGCUCAUAUCUGUUAACCUCAGUGGUUCGAACUUGAGGACCAUUGACCUUCAUUCAUGUGUGAAUCUCAAGUUGUUAGAUCUUAAAUACUGCUCUGCUUUGGUAGAACUUCACAUGCCUGGUAAAUAUCUAAAUCUCAGAUCCCUGACACUCACUUAUUCAAAGUUGAGGACCCUACACAUUGGGCAGACUCCGAAUCUGGAGGAUUUAGAUCUUAACAACUGUUAUGAUUUGGAAGACUUUCAUAUGGCCGAUAAAUGCCCAAAGCUCACAUCCCUCAACAUUAGUUAUUCAAAGUUGAAAACCCUUGACCUUGGGCUGGCUCCAAAUCUCAAGAACUUAAAUCUUGAAGAAUGUAAUAAUCUGGUACAACUUCAUGUUCCCUUUGGAUGUCUAGAAAAUCUUGUUUACUUGGUCUUAAGUGGCUGUUUGAGGUAUACAUCUUUUCUGUUUGACAAAAGGAAUGCUGCUUCUAGUAGCAGGGAUGAAUCAAUUGAGGUUGGUCCUUUAGCUGAGUUACAUCUGAUUGCCAAGUCCCUUAAAGAAUGUCCGCUUCACCCCGACAAUACUUUGCGAAAGUUUCAAUUUCAAUGUUUUUACAAAGAUGAUCCCUCAUCGACUGGAAAUGUUGAGAAGCUUCUUUCUUUUGGUCUAUGUGCUUGCACAAACCUUGAGACAUUCUCAGAAAGCAUUUGUGGGUUACGGCGUUUAAGAAAGCUUAAACUCGAAUGCUAUCCGGAGGCUCCCAAAGAUCUUGACCAGUUAGAAUGUCUAGAAGAGCUAAGUAUUUCUACAACAGAUAUGAAACAUCUUCCAGAUAGCAUUUGUAUGUUGAAACAUCUGGAAAUUCUUCAACUUAAAGAUUGUUGGAGUCUUGAGAAGUUACCUGAGGAUCUUGGCCGAUUAGAAUGUUUAAAAAUGCUGACUUUGUCAGAUACAAAGAUUAAACAUCUUCCUGAUAGCAUUUGUAUGUUGAAACAUCUGGUAUUUCUUGAGCUUAGUGAUUGUUUCUAUCUUGAAACGUUACCCGAGGAUCUUGGCCAACUAGAAUGUUUAGAGACGCUAGAUUUGUCGUAUGCAAAGAUCGAACGUCUUCCAGAUAGCAUAUGUAUGUUGAAACAUCUGAAAAACCUCGUUCUUGCACGUUGUUCUUUACUUAAGACGUUACCAAAGGAUCUUGGCGAAUUAGAAUGUUUGUUAGAGCUAAACAUGUCAUCCUCAAUGAUCAAACAUCUUCCGGAUACUAUUUGUAUGUUGAAAGAUUUGGAACAUCUCAAUCUUAAUCAUUGUUUGUUACUUGAGAAAUUACCAGAUGAUCUUGACCGAUUAGAAAGUUUACGGAGCCUAACCCUAAGGAAGUGCAAGCUUUUACGAGAUAUUCCAAUCAGCAUCUGUAAGAUGAAACGUUUAGAAAGGCUAGAUGUAACCGGUACAUGCAUAAGCAAUCUUCCGCAUGACAUUUGUUUGUUGAAACGCCUGCAUAUUUUAGGGUCGAGAGGCCUUCUUGAAUCCUCUGGUUUCACAUCCAAGAUACAAACUGUCCAGUACGAAGAUACCUGCUUUGUAGAUGUGUGAAUAGCAGUCGAUUAGUGUCGACAUGAUCCGGUAUGUCUCUAUUUAUGAUGGAGUCUACCCUAUCUCCAUAAGGGCUCUCUUUUGGAGAGAAAAUCAGGACUAUAUAUAGAGUAUAUAUCAUCUCUCUAUAAGGGCUCUUUUGGAGGGUAUAUGAAUUUGAGAUGCUCCAAGAAUUCACAAACAACUAUUCUGAUAUAGAGUGCCAUUCGAGUUAAAACCAUCAAAGUCUUGGCAGAUCCAAAUACAAUUAUGUAGUACAAUUUGGAGUUUGAUGUCCAGUAAGCAAUUGGAACCACAUGCAAGGACUUUGUAAAGCUGUUGGGUAGAGAAGGAAACAGGAUGAAGGAUGAAGGAUUCAAGUCGUUGCAAGUUAAUUAAUUCAUGGUUCUUAGUGAACAGAGUUGAGUGGGAACUUUGAUAAAUUUUUAAAUGGUAUUGUUAAUAAUAUGUUAAGGAACUGUUUUUGCGUAAUUAACAACCAUAAACAAGUUUUUAUUUACACAACCAUAAUAUAUAUGGGAUUGUCUA
Messenger RNA from Lactuca sativa (garden lettuce), 4704 nucleotides. RefSeq names its product disease resistance protein RPV1. The record is from RefSeq and is a predicted model, not a curated record. NCBI's taxonomy places the organism in Eukaryota, Viridiplantae, Streptophyta, Magnoliopsida, Asterales, Asteraceae. Gene Ontology annotation, molecular function: ADP binding. Gene Ontology annotation, biological process: defense response; signal transduction.